This is a messenger RNA of Serendipita indica DSM 11827, 2811 nucleotides long. The record is from the annotation of a GenBank genome assembly. NCBI's taxonomy places the organism in Eukaryota, Fungi, Basidiomycota, Agaricomycetes, Sebacinales, Serendipitaceae.
AUGAGUGAACGUCAUUCGAGCACAAACUGGACCGGUCGUCAGACCACCAGUGUAUAUCCCGAGUCGACCCGCUCGCAAGAGUGGUCACCUCGUGGAGCCAGCGAGCAAACAGAGGGAAAACAUGCAGAAUUAGCAGAUUCUCGGCAUUCAGGGGCAAGAGAUCCAACCCCCUCUUCGUCCCCUGAUGUCGAAUAUACCCAUCCGCCUACCCCGGAUCUCUUCGAGUCUGACUCGGAGAGUCCGGUAUUCUCGCAUCUUGAGGACAUGGGGGCUAUGAGCAACGAUGACCAUGCAUCUAAUGGCUCGUCGAGGAACGGAAGAGUCGGCUUCAUAAGAGGAGUCGCUUCCGGUGGACGUGCACACACUGGCCAAGCUGCGGAUGAUCGCCCACCACCGCGAAAACUCUCCAUGGAAUCCCUGCGCAGCCGAACUGAUCGGCAGAGGCGGAUUCGGGCAUACAAAGCCCAAAGAGUCAAAGACUCGCUAUGGAGAGAGCGCGAAGUGGGUGUGUGUAUCUCCGAGGCUAAAGCUCGAGUUGGCGGCCAGGCAGGCAGUUCGGCAAUUCUGGGCCUUUUGCACCUGCUUGGGGCCUUCUUGACUCCGGAGUGUAUCGUACUUGUUACGGAACUGUGUGUGACGGACAUGGCGGCAAUACGCUGCCUCGACGAGGACGACCUGCGGUUCUACUUUGGGGAACUUAUCUGCGGCGUGCGUUAUCUGCACGACGAAUUGGGAUAUGUUCACCGCGAUCUUAAACCGAGCAACAUCCUGCUGACCCGGGAUGGACAUGCCCAGAUCGCGGACUUUGGUCUCGUAGAGAGCAUUUCAAAUGUCAACUACGAGCCAAAGCCAUUGAGACCCGGUCGGGAUCACUUUCGCGGAGUAGGCACUCUUGGGUAUAUCCCACCAGAGGCCCAUCUGCUGGGUGUCCAGGGCCCCGAGGGUGAUGUGUGGGCCCUUGGGGUUAUCUUGUUCAGGCUUGCGACCGGAAUACACCCAUUUCGCCAAAAGGGCGAUGAUGAAGACACGGUCGUUGGCAAUGUGGCUCAUAGACCACUUACCAUGUCUUCUACAGAGAAUCUCUCUAUAAACCUCUAUACGCUGAUCAGAGGCCUCCUGCUACGAGACAGUGAGGCCCGAUGGACCCUCCGUAAUGCCAUGAACACGGAGUGGUUCUUUGAAAUUUCCGACUUUUGGGAGAGACUGCGGGAUGGAAGGCUACAGCCUCCGCCUUUGCCCCGUGCAUUAUGUCUCGUCCUCAAGCUAUCGAUGGCCAAGCGUAUAGAUCCUCUGGAUAUGCCUGCCAAGCAGGAGGACAGUGUCCCAAGUAACGUCGGAGCCUCUCACGAUCCUGUCACUCGACGAAUCGUAAUGUCUGCUCCCGGUCUCGACGCAACCACGUCUUCACAACCGACCGAUUCGGCCGUCUGGCCAGAACCACGCGGUGAAAGUGAUAUAAAGAGUCAAGAGAAUAGGGCAAAAUAUGAACAGAGUAUUUUCGGAUUCAGCUCAAGCGGCGAUCGGCGAACCCUCAGUCACGCACACACCAGUGCACUAGCAAUGUCCAGACGUCAAGAGAGCGAGGGUGGAGGAAGUCAAGACGAUGGAGGAUCAUUCCACUCAUACAAUUCCACAAGAGAUGUGCGACUGUUCGUCAAGGAGAUGCACGGUCGAGUAUGGAAUAGCAUAAACGAGACAUACAUGCUGCCCUCUGACGAUACCGAGUGGCACCGUUUGAAUAAGCAGCAUCUGGCACACAUCAUUGGCCUUGGUGGAUUGUAUCCAUGUCCAGAACAAGUCGAAGCACAUCUUGCACCCGCCGAAGGCGAGCCAAAGCGUAUACUCGACGUAGGAUGUGGCACUGGGAGCUGGGCAAUUGAAAUGGCCGAACGCUUCCCUCAUACUCUUGUCACAGGUGUCGACCUUGCGCCAACGCCAGUUGACAGUGCCGGCUUCCCAUCCAAUCUUCAGAUCGAGAUCGACGACAUUAACUUCGGUCUCGCACACUUUCAUGGUCAAUUCGAUCUCGUCCACAUGCGCUGUGUUAUGGGUGGCAUCAAUGACAUUGACAAAGCUCUGCUCGACCUGCAGCUGUGUCUCAAACCGGGUGGAAUCAUGAUUGUCAUCGACGGGUGGCUCGCAUUUAUGAGCGACGUGAAUACGAUCGCACGGCUACGGAGACUUGAAGGAGACGAGGCUGAUGCGACUGCUACAAGUGAAGAUGGUUCUUGGUUGAAUCGAAUAUAUUGGGAAGCGAGUCAAGGCAAUAAGCUUUCAGGAGCGAGCCUGGAUCGCGCCCAGAAUGUUCUAUCUACGGGAUUAUGGGACCAACCGCACUGUGAUCCGGCCUCAAUCGUCAGCGGGAGCUACUUCAUUCCCAUUGGCCCAUGGGCUCGAGGAAAUAACAUCUCACAGACACAGCAACUACAAUAUGGCGGACUACUCAUGCGCCAAUCCCUUAUGAGCAUCCACCGUGCAUUUCAUUCCAUUCUUCUUCGAUAUGGCUUGACACAAGAUGUACUCAAUACAUGGUCCCAAGAAACUGAAAACGAACUGAACACAUCGCGCUGUAAAUCGUGGGUGCGGUUUCAUUUCAACUUUGCUCGACGACGCCACGACGACUCGACUUCUGGCUCUGAUCCUCUACUAAAAAUGGAGGCACGACCGCGUAACCAGAACAGUUAUCCAGCGUUCGAGAUGUUCUACAAUAAGGCCGACGCAGUAGCUGCUGAGCAAAGAAGGAUGGCAACGUGGGGCAAACUACCAACCGCUCACGUCGAGAGGGCAUGGUUGCAGAGUCAAGCCUUAUAA